Colletes gigas is the source of this 3961-nucleotide messenger RNA. It is a transcript of the gene Oatp30B, whose product is annotated as solute carrier organic anion transporter family member 5A1. The record is from RefSeq and is a predicted model, not a curated record. Gene Ontology annotation, biological process: transmembrane transport; sodium-independent organic anion transport. Gene Ontology annotation, cellular component: membrane. Gene Ontology annotation, molecular function: protein binding. The transcript has 15 exons. Lineage: Eukaryota; Metazoa; Arthropoda; Insecta; Hymenoptera; Colletidae. The coding region runs from base 399 to 3260 and encodes 953 amino acids.
GUGCGCAUGCACGAGUUCCUCAAUGGUCGGGCAAAAACACAGCUGGUCUAUGAUCUCCGAAGCAAGCUGACGGUCGAACGCUAUCAAUGUGAUUUUCGUGAAAUUCUUACCGAUCUACCGGUCAGAUCGCGAGGUCAAGGCAAGCUUGCGCGGCAAUUCGGUUUAGUGCUCGAUUGGUGUUAAUGAGUGUGUUUAGAUGUAUGCAAAACUCGGUAAUCGCGGUGUCACCACGAGGAUUUUUCACUGCCCUGGAUACAAAGGAGUUUCGUGAGGUGCUUCGAGCGUCCUUUCGGCAGCGGAAGCACGGAGCGAAAGAUGUCGCCGUUGAGGCCGUAAUUGAACGAUCUUCAUAGGGAGGAAGCGGAAGACGCAAAAGGCGUAGGCGGACAAGGAAGAAAAUGGCGUCCACCAGCGGGCACAAGAGGAACGGAUCGAGCUCGAGCAUGUUCGCCCACAAACGCACGGAGUCCGGCGGUGGUUUCAUCGGCCACAAACGCUCGGAGAGCGGUCACAAACGCGCCGAGAGCAUAUCCAGUGCCUUUGGCCACAAACGAUCCGAGAGUGGCCACAAGAGGAAUGAGAGCGGCGGUGGUUUCGGGCACAAAAGGUCCGAGUCUGGCAGCAAUUACCAUGCCGGGCAUCGAAGGAACGAAAGCAUGUACGCUAUGACGGGGCUCUACGCUGAGAGCGCGGGCACAGGCACGGAUGAAACCACAGACCCGUUGCAAGCUACCGGUAGCAGACUGACUCAUGACACUGUCAUAAGGUGUCACAGUAGAAAUCCCAGUUCUGGCCUCGUGGACCAUAGAGAUUUUAUCAUCAAAUGUCACAGCAGGAAUCCCAGUGCUUCCAUGGUGGACAGAACGGAGAAAGAAAGAGCGCAAACGCCGCCGUUUAAUCCUGACUCGAAGGACUGCGGAAUCCUGAGCUGCAGGCCAGCCUUUAUACAGAGAUUCGCCGGAAUAAAGGUGUUCGUGUUCCUCCUCUCGUUUCUCGUCACGUUGCAGCAAGCACUUAGUUCAGGUUACAUUAAUUCUGUGAUCACGACCAUAGAGAAAAGGUUCGAAAUCCCGUCCAGCCUUUCGGGCGUCAUCGCGAGCUCCUACGAGAUCGGGAACGUCAUCACCGUCAUCUUCGUCAGCUAUCUCGGCAGUCGUCGGCACAUACCUGUCUGGAUAGCGAUUGGCGCUGUAAUAAUGGGACUGGGAUCGAUGAUCUUUAUGGUGCCACAUUUCACGGCCGAGCCUAAUUUAAUGACGGCUGCGAACAACUCUAGUUCCGACAACAUUUGUCGAGGGGUAUCGUUGCGAGAACAAGAUAUGGGAUUAGGUCGUUUGUCGUCCGGAUUAUCAUCGCCACCUUUGGCACCACACAACAAUUUGAGAGGCGACAACUGCAUUCAAGGAUCUCCGUCUACCGCCGGCCCUGUUAUGUUAUUUGUACUUGCUCAGUUAUUAUUAGGCUGUGGUGGUUCCCCUCUCUUUACUCUUGGUACUACUUACAUAGAUGAUCACGUGCGGCCAGAGAGUGCUUCUUUGUAUAUUGGUUGUAUGUAUAGUAUGGCAGCGUUUGGGCCGGUGUUAGGUUUCCUACUCGGGGCUUAUUUACUAUCGUUUCACAUGGACUCCUUUUCCGCGGCGAUCAUCAGUAUAGGUCCUGGCGAUCACAGAUGGGUCGGCAUGUGGUGGGGUGGAUUCUUACUUUGCGGUUUGCUCUUAAUUUUAGUCGCGAUUCCGUUCUUCAGUUUCCCGAAAGUGCUGCAACGCGAGAAGGAAAAGAUACGAAUCAUCGAGAAGAACAAAUCGUCGUCGCAGAAAGAGAAGGAGCAAUCCAAAGAACCGAAGAAAGAGAAACUGGACGAUAGCGGUUACGGCAAGGACGUGAAAGAUAUUCCCAGGAGCAUGUGGAGGCUCGUGUGCAAUCCGGUGUACGUGGUCACCUGUUUGGGGGCGUGCAUGGAGCUGGUGAUCGUCUCCGGUUUCGUCGUUUUUCUUCCCAAGUAUCUCGAGACGCAGUUCAGCCUAGGAAAGAGCCAAGCCAGCGUGUUCACUGGGUCUAUAGCGAUACCGGGCGCUUGCAUCGGGAUCUUCUUCGGCGGAUGUUUGCUCAAACGUUUAGAAUUAAGACCAAAGGGCGCGGUGCAAUUCGUUCUCGUCUCGAACAUCAUAUGCCUGGUGUGUUACGGCCUUCUCUUUUUCCUCGGUUGCGACAACGUGAAGAUGGCUGGGACCACUAUUCCGUACUUUAACAGCAGCACGAAGGGCCCGGAGCCUUUUCAAGUAAACCUCACUGCCGCAUGCAACUUCGGUUGCGAAUGUCGAAUGACGGACGUCGAGCCAGUCUGCGGAAACAACGGUCUGACGUACUUUAGCCCUUGCCAUGCAGGUUGCACUGCCUUUAGUUCGAAAUCAAAUUUCACCAAUUGUGCAUGUAUACAUGGAAACCUAACGAUGUUGCCACCGGCAGCUCCAGAAUUUGCGGAAGUGACAGUGGUACCGGUGGCUACUGCCGGUCCUUGCACUUCGCCAUGCAGAACUAUAUUCCCCUUCUUAAUUUUACUUUUCUUCAUGACGUUUAUCGUUGCUAUCACUCAAAUGCCGCUGCUGAUGAUAGUGUUGCGGUCAGUCUCCGAGGAGGAACGAUCGUUCGCUUUGGGCAUGCAGUUCGUAAUCUUUCGACUGUUCGGUUACAUACCCGCUCCAAUUUUAUUUGGCAACUUGAUCGACUCUACGUGCUUACUGUGGAAGAGUACAUGCGGAGAAAAAGGUGGUCGGUGCCUGCUCUACGACAUCGAACAGUUUAGAUACAGAUACGUCGGACUCUGCGCCGGCAUAAAGAUUUUAGCCCUGGCACUGUUCCUGAUCGACUGGUGGCUAGUUAGGAGGAGAAAGCAGAUGGAAGACCAAGCCCCAUCUUUCACUGUUAACGAAUUCGUGGGAUCGAUUAUCAGCCUCGAUAAAUUGUUCGAAGAGAGGCCACAUCAUCACCACACAGCCGACGGUGACGGUAUCUCUCCGAGUUCGGAAUUACCAACGCCAUCUUCCGUUUCGUCGCCCACGGAGCCUACGAAAUCGACGAAUCUGGAAGAAACUGGGUCGUCGAAUCAAACCCAAGAUUCGACGGAGACAGCAAACCGAUCAAAAAGCACGAUGGACGUCGAUGUUCCCGACACAAGGCAAGCGCCUCUUGCCAUAGAAGAGCCGGACGUGGAGGUCAAACCUUUGACUGGUAAAGUGGAGAACCAUGCUCGGAACGUUUAAUGUUUAUCUCGUAUUAGAGGCUAUACAAAUGAAUAUAUCAAAGUGGCGAUACGAAAGUCUGUGGCAAAUUAUUUUGAUGUCGUGGGUGACCUAACAAUAUAUGCAAGGUACGUGCAUUAUUGAUUUGUGCAAUCCUAAAGGGGCAGUGUUACUGCGACUCUGAAUAAAAUGGGAGGGGAAUCCGUGGUGUUUAUGGUGCUAAUAUACUUUUUUAAAGAGAUUUAACGACGAUUAAUCAACAUAUCGUUCCGUAUAUCGUCAGACACGAGUUUUAAAUUACGUUGAAAAUAUAAGUGAAUCAUACAUAUAUUCUUGCACGCAGGCGAAUCCAAAAUAUUUUUACAAUGGUUAUAUUUGCGUGGAAAAUAUCAUUUAUCAUCCGGAAUGAUUUGCCACAGAUUUCCCUUUAUGGUUUGGCUAUUUUUAGGAACUAAUAUCACUAGGGUGUACAUUUUUACGGUGAUGCGAUAUAUAUGUCAAUAAAUAGGAAUAUAAUAGGUGAAUUGUUUCGGACGCGCAGGUUGUAAUGCAACGUAACUCGCGUCGACGAGUCUUAACACUCGCGUUGUCUGAAACGAGUUUUCAUGAAACGAGCCUUGAACGGUUUUUGAACAAACAAAAAAGAAGGCCAACAAGGACAAAACUUGUAAAUAUAAAAAUUCCUGCCUUAAGAAAUACAAGACUAGACAAACGUAUAUUUA